Heterobasidion irregulare TC 32-1 is the source of this 495-nucleotide messenger RNA. RefSeq lists its product as uncharacterized. The transcript is spliced from 3 exons. The record is from RefSeq and is a predicted model, not a curated record. The coding region runs from base 1 to 495 and encodes 164 amino acids. Lineage: Eukaryota; Fungi; Basidiomycota; Agaricomycetes; Russulales; Bondarzewiaceae.
AUGCUUUCGACCCAUGGGCGCGACCGCACCGCACUCCAGCACGCAAUUCCUUUUCAGCUGGCGCGCAAGCACUACCUGUCAAAACGUUAUUGUCAGGCCAGGUCCAGCGCUCUCGGCCAUGACGUCGCCAUUGUGCUGAUCGUGCUCGGAAUAUACGUCGAAAAUCCGAUGAAGGAUAUCCAGUCACCGAUAUUCGCGCGCAGUUGUCAACGUCCGAGUGCAGCUUCGGUAGCCCAUACUCCUUAUUACGUGGACGCGUCCAUCGCCGCAAUCGGAGACGCCUUCAUCAACGUUGCAAGCAUGUAUACUCAUCGUGCAGGUCGAGAGGUGAACGCGCAUCAGUUGUCUCAUGUGCUUAACCACGUCCUUGCCCCUCAUCAUCACGGCCGUGGUCAUAGUUUUAAACGUCCGUUUCGGUUCAACUUCUAUGCUGGAGAAGCAGAGACUCACUGGCGGCUUCGAUGUUACUUCUCACAGACUUCACAUGCGAUGUGA